This is a messenger RNA of Juglans regia (Persian walnut), 1662 nucleotides long. RefSeq names its product E3 ubiquitin-protein ligase RGLG4-like. The record is from RefSeq and is a predicted model, not a curated record. Bases 119 to 1351 code for a protein of 410 amino acids. The transcript is spliced from 12 exons. Lineage: Eukaryota; Viridiplantae; Streptophyta; Magnoliopsida; Fagales; Juglandaceae.
UUCUAGAUAGAUAGUUGCUCGAGUUUGUAGAGGGCGAGCACUGGUUUGUUAGAAACUCAGAGAAAAGCAAAAGCGGGAAGAACAUAUUCGUCUUUUAUCUUCCAACGCAUAAGAUGAAAUGGGUAACUUGUUAUCAUUUAUCAAGCCUAAGCGUGGCGUUUCCAGAGCAACUAGCAGCAGCAACAGGGGCAACGCCGGAGCCAGUUUACAAUCUCCGUCACUGAGGAGAAAUCAUGGCCAAAGUUCCAAUGUCGUGGAGAAGAAGCUUUCUGUCAAGAAGAAGUAUGGAUACAUCCCUGAUAACUUCUCUUCCAUUGAGCAGGUUACGGAAGCACUGAGAAGUGCAGGUCUAGAGUCAUCCAAUCUCAUUCUUGGAAUUGAUUUCACCAAAAGCAAUGAAUGGACAGGCCAAGUCUCGUUCAAUAACCGAAGCCUGCAUGCCAUUGGAGAUACACCUAAUCCAUAUGAGAAGGCCAUCGCUGUGAUUGGAAAGACUUUAGCCCCUUUUGAUGAAGACAACUUAAUUCCUUGUUUUGGUUUUGGUGAUGCCACCACGCAUGAUGAAGAAGUGUUUAGUUUUCACAGUGAUAAUUCACCUUGCCAUGGUUUUGAAGAAGUUUUGUCCUGCUAUAGGAAUGUGGUUCCGGCCUUGCGGCUCUCAGGGCCAACUUCUUAUGCUCCGGUAGUUGAGGCUGCAAUCGACAUUGUAGAGAAAUCUGGUGGCCAGUACCAUGUGUUGGUUAUCAUCGCCGAUGGCCAGGUUACAAGGAGCGUCAAUACGGGUGAUAAUGAACUAAGUCCACAAGAAGCCCAAACAAUCCAAUCAAUCGUCAAUGCAAGUUCAUAUCCUCUGUCAAUUGUUCUUGUCGGAGUUGGUGAUGGACCUUGGGAAGACAUGAAGAAGUUUGAUGACAAGAUCCCUGCGCGCGAAUUUGAUAACUUUCAGUUUGUCAACUUCACUGAAAUAAUGUCAAAGAAUGGGACACCUUCCUCAAAAGAAACAGCUUUUGCUCUAGCCGCCCUAAUGGAGAUCCCUUUCCAGUACAAAGCAGCAACUGAGCUUAACUUAUUGGGACAUGUGACAGGAAGAGCAAAGAAAAUCGUUCCACGCCCUCCUCCAACUCCUUACACUCGUCGUCCACCGCCAACUCGAGAGCCAAGCACACUUUCAUCAGCAACACCGAUGGGAGAUGAACGCAACCAAUCGGCCUGCCCAAUUUGCCUAACUAAUCCAAAGGACUUGGCAUUUGGCUGUGGACACAUGACCUGCGGAGACUGUGGACCGAAAGUUUCCAAUUGUCCAAUAUGCCGCCAGCCCAUCAGAAGUCGCAUCAGGCUGUUCACUGGGUGACUAAUGAGAAAAACAAUUGAAUAUUGUGUAAAUUCUUGUUUCUGUAAAGAUGUCUGCUUUUGUCUAUAUUUGUGAAUAUUGUGUAUGAUUUCUCACCGCUAGUUGAUUGAUCCAUUGUAAAUAUAUCUGCAGUUAGCAACAGCAAUGGACUUUGCUCGUAUGGCUUAUGAUUUUUCGACUUCAGGAUAUGUAUCAUCGUCCAACAAGUUGUAUUGGAAACCUUCAUCAUUUUCCGAACCAUACCAUAUUAUCAAUCUUGUCCCAACUAUUAAGUGGCGGUUAGUUUACCAGAAUUACCAAAUUCUUUCUUU